AUGUACAAUAAAAAGUUGAAGCAAAAGUUCAUUAAGAGGACUAAAUUAAAAGAAGACGACCCCUUAGUUGUUGAACAUGUAUUGUCGGAUGAUGAGUGGAUAGCCGCCCCAAGUGAUGGUGAGGAAGAUGACAUUGGAGGUGGCGGGAUAUUAGGGGAGGAAGAUGGCGGGGUAAUUGGAAGUGCUAGAGGUGGCAGGGCUAUUAGAAGACCUAGAGGUGGCGGGACAAUUGGGGAAGGGAGUGGAACUAGGAAAAGGAAAAAUGUUCAAGUGAAUUUGAUUGACGAGGAUGACGGGGAUGAAGUGAAUUUGAUUGACGAUGAUGAGGGUGACCGGUUUGAAAAUGAUGCGAAUGAUCCUGAUUAUUUUAUUUGA
This is a messenger RNA of Lactuca virosa, 375 nucleotides long. Lineage: Eukaryota; Viridiplantae; Streptophyta; Magnoliopsida; Asterales; Asteraceae. The record is from the annotation of a GenBank genome assembly.